Messenger RNA from Stylophora pistillata, 2453 nucleotides. RefSeq names its product N-acetylglutamate synthase, mitochondrial. Gene Ontology annotation, cellular component: mitochondrial matrix; cytoplasm. Gene Ontology annotation, molecular function: acetylglutamate kinase activity; L-glutamate N-acetyltransferase activity, acting on acetyl-CoA as donor. Gene Ontology annotation, biological process: L-arginine biosynthetic process; glutamate metabolic process. Lineage: Eukaryota; Metazoa; Cnidaria; Anthozoa; Scleractinia; Pocilloporidae. The record is from RefSeq and is a predicted model, not a curated record.
CAUUUUCAACACAAGAGUAAACUAAAACGGGAAAGUUGAAGAAAAGCAGUUGUGUAAUUCUAAAAAUUUGAAUGAUAAUGGAAAGAGUGAUUAAUUAAUUCUACCGAGGAUUUGUUGGAGCUAAACCGGUUUUUUCUUGAGAUCACAAUACUAUAUGAUGCAAUCAAAUUUUUGUGAUUCCUCCUACGCGAGAUCUCCUCAAGCUGAAAACGAUAAAGUCAAGGUCACAGUUUGAACGGCAAAUAGCACUUUGGCAACUAACUUUGUGUCGUCAAAAUGAUAUCUUCUAUCAAGAGUUCAAGUGGGUUGUCAUGAGGGGAACACGGGUUUUGGGACGGCCUUUUGGUCGUUUAGUUCAUUGCCGAUUAGGAAAGAUCAAAGAGUUAUUCAAAGGGAGUAAUUGUCAUAAACCUUGGGAGAGAUGCUUGUUUACUUCGAGCCAAAAUCUGAAGCUGUUUUCUGAUUCGAGCAGGCAACAAGAUUUACGACGAUUUCUAGAGGAGAUUGGUACAGACCCUAAGGAGGCACGCUAUUGGCUGCGGCAGUUUCAGCAGCAUGAAUCUACCCCUGAUCAGCCAUUUGCUGUGGUACAAGUUGACUCUGCAAUAUUAAAUGAUAAAGUUAUGUUAGAAAAGCUUUCAUCAUGUUUGGCAUUCCUUCACCGCAAUGGGAUGCCUGUGAUCAUAGUUCAUGGCUUGGAUCCUCAUUCAGAUACUGAAAACAGGGAUCCCAAGUUGAGAAGAGCUAAGUUGAUUGAAGACAACAUAGAACUUGUUGAUCUUUUGGAAAAACAUGGAAGUAAAGCAAGACCCUUUAUGGGUUCUGGUCAUGUUCUCUCAGCACUGGAGCUUGAUGAACCUGGCAGUGCUUUUAGUGGAAAGAUAUGUGAGGUGGAUGUAAGACCAUUACAGUGGUGUCUAAGAUCUGGACAUAUUCCUGUGUUGACAGCUGUUGGGGAAUCCCCCUCAGGUCAAGUGCUCUGUGUGGAAUCUCAUCAUGCAGCUGUCAGAAUCGCAGAAGAGUUACAGCCAAUGAAAGUCAUGUUUCUGAACACAGCCGGGGGAUUAGUCAAUAGACAAGGAAAUGUGGUUUCAAUUGCAAAACUGCUGAAUACUUUACCUAUGGAUUCAUCUGCUGUUAUCACUAGUGCUGACUCUUUGAUCACUGAAUUAUUCACUCACAAUGGUUCUGGUACUAUGUUUCUGAGAGCAGAAAAAAUUGUCAAACAUCAUUCACUGGAGACUGUUGAUACUGACAGGCUCAAGGAUCUUCUAGUUAAAUCAUUUGAUAAACCUCUGACUCCAGAAUACUUCUCGUCCUUAGAAAAUCGCCUUCACACCUUGUAUGUCACAGAGAGUUACAGUACAGCAGCAGUGAUUACCCUGGAAAAUGGCCUUGAUGACAUUCCAUACAUGGAUAAAUUUACUGUUGGCAGAAACAGUCAGGGUCUUGGAACAAGUGACAACUUGUGGAAGAAAAUAAAGCAGGAUUUUAGCAGCCUAUUUUGGAGAUCUAGAGGAACAAAUCGCAUUAAUCCUUGGUAUUUCAUCAGGUCUGAUGGUAGUUGGACAAAUGGAAUGUGGACUGUAUUCUGGUAUGGAGUAAAUGAUCAUAUCUUGACGCACAAGCUUGUUCAACAUGCAAUUCAGUUACCACCAUCCUUUGAUCCUAUUGCUCCUCAUGAUGAGGCCAGCAACAAGGGAGUUAUUUCUUCCAAUGGAUAUCACAAAUAUCUUUGAUGAAAGAGGCUAUAUACCCUGGAUUAAUAUUUACUCAAAUUAAUAUGUACCUUAUUGACCAAGUGGGGCCAGACAGGAAAAUAUUUUGCUCAAGGUCAUGAUGUAUGGACCCAGUGCAGCGAGGUACAUGCAUGGAGAACAAGAGUCAAACAUUUUUGCAUCCAGCCCAAUCUAACUCAGUCAAGAAGAAUUUUAUCAUAUGAAUGCUGAUUAAGUUUUAGAAAAUUCAAAAUAAUUUUCCUUUAUCUGAAAUAGGAUGCUAUAUACUGGCCUGUGUGGGAAAACCACAAAAAAAAGGAUUUUCUCAUUUCUGUUCACUUCUGUCAAUUGUUUUUUGAUAAUGGUUCGGAUAAAGGGAUAACAACAGCGAACAAUGUCGCCAUACAAAUGCCUGACAGCUUUUUCUGGAUGGGCGCAUAUCAGCUUUCUCUAUGGGAUUGCAGAAGUGGGCCCAGGUCAUUUGACAAUAGUUAAUAUCAUUUAUUUGGCACAAUUAUUAUUUUACUAGUGAUAAAUAAGUUACAUUGAAACAUGUAUCCAGGUAGGAUAUUUUUCACAGUAUGAAGACAAAAGUAUUUAAAAUGGGUUUUCCAAUACAAAUAGCAGUGCAGCCACUGUCUAACCAAUUAAGCAUGACUGAGUAUUUAAAACUUGUAGCUUUAAGAUUUUUGUGGGUUUAAGAGGUUUAGAGCAUAGGAAACUACUGGGAAAUAU